Brienomyrus brachyistius is the source of this 1125-nucleotide messenger RNA. RefSeq names its product adenosine receptor A2a-like. The record is from RefSeq and is a predicted model, not a curated record. The annotation marks the transcript as partial. Gene Ontology annotation, cellular component: membrane. The transcript has 2 exons. Gene Ontology annotation, molecular function: G protein-coupled adenosine receptor activity. NCBI's taxonomy places the organism in Eukaryota, Metazoa, Chordata, Actinopteri, Osteoglossiformes, Mormyridae. Gene Ontology annotation, biological process: G protein-coupled adenosine receptor signaling pathway; adenylate cyclase-activating G protein-coupled receptor signaling pathway; vasodilation.
AUGAAGUUGCAGAUACAUCGCUCAGGGGUCUUGUCAAGCUCGACACUGACAGAGUUCUUUGCCAGACUCUGACCCCGACAGAGAGCUGCCAUUCAUCCCCGUCCUCCACGGGCGUGUAACGUGCACCCUGGAGCUGUGGACCCGGUCCGUCGGAACCAGAUCCGCUGGAAUCGGUCGACCCCGAGAAACGGGGUGAUGGACCAAUCCAGUACCGUGAGCGCGGCCAACGCCACCCCGUCCGCUGACAUUGUGGUUUUUCCCAACGUGCCCUACCUGGCUGCUGAGCUGGUCAUCGCAGCCCUUUCCACCGCAGGCAACAUCCUGGUCUGCGCAGCGGUGGCCAUGAACAGGAAGCUCCAGUCGGUAACCAACUACUUCCUGGUGUCGCUGGCGGUGGCGGACGUGUGCGUGGGCGCGCUUGCCAUCCCGUGUGCCAUCAUGACCGACCUGGGUAUCCCCCGGCACAACCUCUACCUGUGCCUGCUCAUGCUGUCCGUGCUCAUCAUGCUCACUCAGAGCUCCAUUUUCAGCCUGCUGGCGGUUGCCGUUGAACGUUACAUAGCCAUCCUCUUGCCCUUCCAGUACCACAGCCUGAUGACGCCACGCAACGCAGUGCUGGUCAUCCUCAUCACCUGGAUGCUGGCCUUCCUCAUCGGACUGGUGCCCCUCAUGGGCUGGCACAAGCCUCCGCCCGAAUCCGGCUACUGCUUCUUCGUCCUGGUGGUGGACAUGACCUACAUGGUGUACUUCAACUUCUUCGCUUGUGUCCUAACGCCCCUGCUGGUCAUGUUCGUCAUCUAUGCCCAGAUCUUCCUGACCGUGAAGAAGCAGAUGAGGCGAAUCGCGGCCGACCGGGCACCGGGCGAGGGCCAGGAGAACCGGGCGGCCGACAUGAAAAAGGAAAUGAAGACGGCAACCUCGCUCUUCCUUGUGCUCUUCCUCUUCACCAUCUGCUGGAUCCCGCUACACAUCAUCAACUGCUUCCUCCUCCUGUGCCCCCACUGCUCCGUGCCCCUCCCUCUCCUUCUAACCGCCAUCAUCCUCUCCCACGCCAACUCUGCCGUCAACCCCUUCCUCUACGCCUAUAAGAUGAAAGCUUUCCGGCACACGUUCAAGGCCAUAUUU